Eucalyptus grandis is the source of this 2496-nucleotide messenger RNA. Its product is annotated as wall-associated receptor kinase-like 1. Lineage: Eukaryota; Viridiplantae; Streptophyta; Magnoliopsida; Myrtales; Myrtaceae. Gene Ontology annotation, molecular function: ATP binding; protein serine/threonine kinase activity; polysaccharide binding. The record is from RefSeq and is a predicted model, not a curated record. Gene Ontology annotation, biological process: protein phosphorylation; cell surface receptor signaling pathway. Bases 104 to 2317 code for a protein of 737 amino acids. The transcript has 3 exons. Gene Ontology annotation, cellular component: plasma membrane.
AAAGCUUUUACAAUCAAGGAAGAAGGCGUACAAGCAACCGCGCCUUCCAUCAAUUCCUCAAAAUAGGUCCUCUGUUUCCUGACAUAAAGAAGCAGGAACUAGGAUGUUUCAGAUUCUUCUGCUUCUAGGAUCAUUUUUGCUUCAUAAACAAGCAGCGCUAGCAGAUCUUCAGACUUGUUGCACACAAAGAUGUGGUGACGUUGCCAUUUCCUUUCCCUUCGGGAUUGGAAGUGGGUGUUUCCUCGAUGAGUGGUACGAGAUCGACUGCCAGAAUGACACUGUCCCGAUACUGAACAAGGCCAACUUGAGGGUGCUCGACCUUUUGCUACCUGAUAUCCGUGAGAAAAGGAACGGCAUGAUCAACGUCAGUCUUCCAAUAACCUACUCGUCAAAUGUGAGCUGCGGCAGCGAUGGAAGCUCCACACCUUUGAGCUUGAAAGGCAGCCAGUUUGUCUUCUCUGCUUCACAAAACGAAUUUGCUGCCGUCGGUUGCAAUAUACAUGCUCGGAUGGAUGACGCAGAGCCUAUUAACAUAACUUGCGGAAAAGACAACAGCACUGUUAGGAACGCCACUUGUUCAGGCAGUAACGGAUACUGUCAAACCAACAUUACCUCGGUUUUUCAGGCUUUCACCAUCGAUUUCCAGCCAUACAAUAAAACAGCAGGAGAAAAUGAAUGCAAUUAUGCCUUCUUGGGAGAUAAGUCGCUGUUCACGUCUUCGGUCAUGGACUUCAAUAAGUUGAGGGCGAGCGGGCAUUUCGCAGCUGUCCUAGAAUGGGGGAUAGCAAAUUCCUCAAAAACUGCGUUAGAGAUUUACAAAUACGGCUCCAUCUUCGACGCAUCCUACAACUGCAGUUCAGUCAGCUUCGAUUCUGCAUAUCCCAUGGCGAUGCCCUUUUUGCAGUGUGUUUGCAGCCCGGGCUUCUCUGGUAACCCCUAUAUAAAAGAUGAUUGCAAAGCUGGCAAAUAUAUAAGUCCGGCCUACUCCCCCAAACCCGACCUUCCUGCAAAAAGUCCGACCUCCUCCGCCAAAACUGACCUUCCUGCAAAAAGUCUGACCCCCUCCGCCAUACCUGACCUUGCUCCAACGAAGAAAAGUGGAACAAAGAAAAGUGCGUUUCUCGUCAAAGUGGGCGGGGCUGCCGGGGCAGGCAUUGGGGCACUACUCUUGUGUCUUUUCUCAUGGAGUUUGUACAAAUACAUCAAGAAGAGAAAAGAAACCAAGCUUAAAGAGAAGUACUUCAAAUGCAAUGGUGGUCUUUUGUUGGAAAGAGAGCUUUUGACACCAGAAGGCAAUGUUGAGAAAAGCAAAUUGUUCAACUUCAAAGAUUUAGGGAAGGCCACUGAUAAUUUCGAUAACAGUAGGAUACUUGGGCAAGGUGGACAGGGUAUUGUUUACAAAGGAAUGUUAACAGAUGGAAAAAUAGUUGCAAUUAAAAAAUCAAUGGCGAUAGACAAGAGAAAAAUCGAACAGUUCAUAAAUGAAGUCCUCAUUCUCUCACAAAUCAAUCACAGAAAUGUGGUUAAGUUAUUGGGGUGUUGCUUGGAAACAGAAGUUCCGCUUUUGGUAUAUGAGUUUAUACCAAAUGGGACUCUAUACCAAUAUUUACAUGACCCAAAUGUAGAGUCACCUAUAUCGUGGGACACACGCCUACGAAUUGCAACUGAAAUCGCAGGAGCCUUAUUCUACUUGCAUUCAGCAGCCUCUAUUCCCAUUUAUCAUCGAGACAUCAAGUCCACCAAUAUCCUCUUGGAUGAGAAGUAUCAUGCAAAAGUGGCAGAUUUUGGUACUUCCAAGUCUAUUUCCCUCGAUAAAACUCAUGUAACCACAUUAGUGCAGGGGACUUUCGGCUACCUAGAUCCUGAGUAUUUUCGAUCAAGCCAAUUUACAGACAAAAGCGAUGUGUAUAGCUUCGGAGUCGUCCUUGUUGAACUCUUAACAAGACAAAAGCCAAUCUCAUCCCAGAGGGAAGAAGAAGGAAGAAGCCUUGCAAUGUAUUUCAUAAUUUCGGUGGAAGAGAAUCGCUUGUUUGACAUUGUUGACGCUCAUGUGUUGAAAGAAGGUAAGAUGGGAGAGAUUGCAUCGGUUGCUAACCUUGCAAAGAGGUGCUUAGACCUAAACGGGAGGAACCGGCCUACAAUGAAAGAAGUGGCAAUGGAGUUGGAGGGGAUAAGGAAGACCCAAUAUCCUCCGGACAUACAGCAAAAUCAAGAGAACUGUGAGGCAACUGAAUCUCAUGAUGCUGUCUUUACAUCUAGCAACUCAAGCAUUGACACGAAUGUCUACAUUUUCGGGUGUGCAGACACUCUUUCCUAGGUAGACCUGGUGAAGAUUUGUUUUGCCCAUUGCUCUUAUGGAGCCAUAUUGCUCUGUUUGUCCUAUAUAGCGGUCUUCAAAGGAAAAAAGAAAGGAAGAAAGUGGGAUGAAGACUCGUUCGUUUACUAACAGCGGGACUUUGGUCAGUUAUUUAUGGGUUAUGUACUCAUUCUCGGUGU